AUGCUGCGAGAUGAGACCUUGGCGAAGAGGAUCAAGGCCACGGUGCUCAUGGAUCCGAUCUGCUUUAUGCUGCAUUUGCCAGACGUCGCGUACAACUUUACUCGCCGCCUCCCCCAACAAGCCAACGAGCACAUGCUCUACUACUUCGCCUCGCAGGACAUGAUGGUCAGCCACACGCUCGCCCGCCGUUUCUUCUGGAACCGGUUGGUCUUGUUCAAGGACGACUUGCCUUCUGACAUGCCUUUGACGGUGACCUUGAGCGGCCAGGAUCUGAUCGUGCCAACGCGGGAGGUGUGGGAGUAUUUGACGGGUGAGCCGGCGCCUGUUGUGAAGGAUAGUGAAUGGGAGGAAGGUCAGAUGCGCGUACACUGGUUUGAGAAGCUGGACCAUGCGGGUGUCUUCGCGAACAAAGGCAUACGGAGGGGGCUUGCGAAGGAAGUGCGGGAGCUCAGCGGUGCUCGCGAGUCCAAUGGCCGGAUUUGA
Molecule: messenger RNA, 483 nt
Organism: Saxophila tyrrhenica
Lineage: Eukaryota; Fungi; Ascomycota; Dothideomycetes; Mycosphaerellales; Extremaceae
Exons: 2
Coding region: 1-483 (160 amino acids)
Source: RefSeq, a predicted model, not a curated record